Molecule: messenger RNA, 1116 nt
Organism: Arctia plantaginis
Lineage: Eukaryota; Metazoa; Arthropoda; Insecta; Lepidoptera; Erebidae
Source: the annotation of a GenBank genome assembly
AUGAUUAAAAUGAAACGUCAAGAUCGAGGACAUCGAGUAGCUAAAAACAAAGACAAAAGAAAUAAUAGAUCAGAAGCAGAUCCAAAGAACUAUUUAAUGUUAACAGAGUUCAAAAAAUAUUUAGAUGAGACAAAAACAACCUUCAAUACAUUAAAAUUAUUAUUUCAAGAUAUCAAGACGAGCACAUCUUCCAAAGAAGUAAUAAAGUCACUUGAUAUUGAUGACAUAAAGAAUAAUAUCCUUGAGCUGGAAAACAAGAUCAAGGCUUUUAAGAUACAUCUACAGAAGGAAUUAACUGCAUUAAAAUCUGCUGAGCGACAAAUAAAUCAAAAGUUGAAUGAUCCAGUGACCAUAAAGUACUUGAAAAGAAAACCUAGAGUGCAAACUGCAAAAUACACUGAAAUAGUGCAAAGUCCUGUUAAAACAUUAAUGACGUCUCCGCUCAAAAGUACAGAGGUGCACGAGUUUCAAGAGUUCAUGAAAAAUAGUAGAAAUCGAUAUGGUGGAUGGGACGAAUAUCAUCAUAACAUUUUUGUCAACAUGUGGCAGAAACAUUUUAGCGCUGAAUUUCUUUACGAAAGUGUUUUAACAAUGGAAAAAACAUCAGAAUAUAAUUUAUUUCUACGUCACCUGCUGCCAAAAUUAAUAGGCGUAAGUGAAGCAGAAGUUACAUCACACAUCAACUGGUACAUCAAAUUUCUUCAUCUAAAAGACCACCAACAAAAAGCUAUUGACAAAUGGCGGUCAAAUAGAAGAAAGAUGAAGCCGUCGAAUAUGCAAAAAGAUAACUACUAUAAAAAUAAAAGUAUUAUGAAGAAAACACACACAGGUGUGUGCAAUGACAAUAUUGACAAAAGAGCUCAGGAUGAUUUAAUCCACCAAGAUGAUUUAAUGUUCGAAAAUGGAGAAAGUCGGUUUUCAGUAAGAUUUACUAGAAAAUGCGUUAGCGAUGAAAUGCAACAUGAAAGUAUGACAAACAAAGAAUUCGUAGAAAGUGAUGAAGUAACAAAGUUUCAUUUCCUAAAAACUACAAGACAAUGGAACAUUAGAUGUUGUAAUGAAAAUGUCAAGAGUGAAAAGGAAUUUACUAACAUCGAAAAUAUACAGAAACUGUGA